This is a messenger RNA of Temnothorax curvispinosus, 7648 nucleotides long. RefSeq names its product synaptotagmin-14 (gene Syt14). The transcript is spliced from 8 exons. NCBI's taxonomy places the organism in Eukaryota, Metazoa, Arthropoda, Insecta, Hymenoptera, Formicidae. The coding region runs from base 263 to 1765 and encodes 500 amino acids. The record is from RefSeq and is a predicted model, not a curated record.
GCGACGCGUCGUCGUUCCGAGCAACAGAGUGCCGUGUGUGUAUGUUACACCCCCGCCCACGUAUUUAUUGUCAGCGGCUAGCCCGAGUAGCUAGCUGGGCGCCACGCUUUUACCCCCCCGCGCGAUUUUCACCGGGAACGUCCGCCUGGCGACCUUGUCGAGGGCGGAUGCGGAUAAUGCAUUCGCUAUUCCGCGAGAGGCAACCCCGGCCGCGCCACCGAGCCACGUAAGGAAGCUCUUUAACGCGACACCGUGGACGAGCAUGAUUCUGGCUGGAUCAGACCACUUCUUAGCGGUACCUGUGGAAGCGACUGCAGUUUUGGGUGCCGUUGCCGGUUUCGUAGUACUCCUGUUAGCUCUCUUCCUUUAUCUGUCCCGGAAGUGGUGCUUCACGCCGCCUUCGUCUACCGCGCUCUUCGGCGGAGUCUGUGUGCCACUCUGUGAGUCCACCAACAGCUCCACAUCUCAAAUAUCAAAAAACAUAGGGAAAGCAUUCUCCUAUUCGGAUCCGGAAACAAACUCCGAUUCAGAGGAAGACGCUCUCCGACGAUUAAACGCGUCGCGUUCGCAUCCUCCACCGGAUACGUUGACUAUCCAAGCGGAGGACGGACCAACGACUAUCGUAGAUGCUGGAACCACCUCCAGUAGCUGCACCGAAGAACCUUCUCCAGCAGAUCAACAACAGUGCGUAGUGGAAGUUGGGGCUUCUAGUAUUAUACUUGACAGUAGAGAGGACAGUAGACAGGAAAUACAAGUUGACCAAAAUGACUCGACGACCAAUGACGUCAUUACAGCGAUGGGCACAGUGGCUGCCGAGGAAAUCGGUAGCUUGGAAGUGGCUUUUCUGUAUGAUGCCCCAAUGCGUGAGAUGACAGUUCACGUGUUACAAGGGCGAAAUUAUCCCGCUGGUAUUGGUGGCAGCCAGGUGCGGUUAGUCCUGCUGCCGUCGAAAAAGCAAAGACGCAAAACCCGUGUCCGGCAAGGAACAUCUCCGCAAUACAUAGAGAGCUUCUUGCUUCCUCGUGUAAAUCCAGAGGAUGUAAACGCAAUGGGUGUACGACUCAGAGUGUAUCUGUGGGGUGGCCGAAUGAUGCGUCGGGAAAGAUUGUUGGGUGAAGCCAGAGUGUCCUUCGAUCACAUUAAUCUUCAGUUAGAAACUACCCUCUGGUUAACUCUUCAACCACCGCUUUCUUCCUCGGCACAGGACUGGGGAACCACCAGCAGUUUAACUCGCAGCGAUUCCACGGGAUCCCAACAAUCGGUCCAGUCGUAUGCUGCUACAGCUGUACCACCUUAUGGCAGCAGCAUGAAGGGAGGCAGUGUCGCUGAGAUCCUAAUCGGUUUGGCGUACAACGGCACGACGGGUCGCUUAUCAGUUGAAAUAAUCAAGGGUUCCCAUUUCCGCGGUGGAGGCGGAAACGAUACAAAACCUCCCGACACUUACGUCAAGUUGGCUCUUAUCGAUAGCAACAAUCACGAAAUGGGCCGGUCUAAGACCGGCUUAAAACGCGCCCAACCGAAUCCUCUCUAUAAGGAGACUUUUAUAUUUCAGAUCGCGUUGUUCCAAUUGGGAGACGUGACACUCUUUCUGUCUGUGUACAACCGUCGGCGAGGCGGAAUGGGCAGGAAGGGACGGGAGAUGAUCGGUUGGCUCUCUUUGGGUCUGAACAGCUCCGGAUCUGAGGAACUGCAGCAUUGGAACGAGAUGCGAACGGCGAGGCAACCGAUGCAAGUGCAACGUUGGCACUCGCUACUGCGUCCUUGAGGUGUCUUCGUGUGAGUGCCUCUCAUGGAUUCAUUCUUGAUGCGACUAUACAAGCGCGAAACGAUUUAACUCGGUACUCGCCGAAGAGUACGCGGGAAACAGAUGCGAACAGGGCGUUUCUAGGGAAGAACAAUUGCUCGCGGCAGGCUUAUCUCGAGAGAGAGAUUUCAAUUCUUUCUCCUUAUCUCAGACACUGUGUACUGUGUACUGCCUGGUUGAAGAACGGAAGUCAAUAUUCCAAUCGGUCUGUCAAUCCCAAGUCAGAGCCCGAACAAUACAAGUGUCCAAAUAACAUCGUAAAGACUUUCUAACUUCUAUAUCUGUUAAACAAAACGAAUUAUAAAUAUUACACGACAACAUAAAGUUCAAAAGAUAUCUUAAUGUUUCAGAUCUCUGUUAAACAAGUAAACCAAUGUCUAAAUGGCGUUCUAAAAGUGUCUCGAAAGAUGCCCCAACUUUCAAUCGAAUUUUAAAUUAAGUCUUUUAGAAACUUUCAGGGCUUUUGUUUUGUUCGGGAUGCUCUGUUUGGAAUACUGUAAACUCUGAGUUACAAACUCUUGUCUAAAUGUACCAAGUACAUUUCCUUUUUGAUACGCUGAUGGGAGCACAGUGUGGCUAGUCUUCGAUGUUGAGGGUCCCGACGGUCGCGCGAUCGUUGUUCCGGCGUUUAUCGACGUUCCGGCCCAAUCGUCGUACCUGUCCUGUCGCAUGGUACGAUGCUCUCCGACUCGACAUGUGCCUGAGCCAAUCUGAAUCAUUUAUUUUUUACUUUGUGCCUUUCACCCUUUUUAUGCCGCGCGCCACGCUAAAUGAAGGAUUGUUGCGAAAUGUAAGCAGAAUGUUCAAAUGUCCGAACGACGUUAUCUCGAAAACAGAUGUGGUUACAUCUCUUGACUUCAUAAUAUUUUAAGAUGCAGGGUGGUUACGCGAGAUAUUGAAGGUCUGGGAUUUCUUAAUCGUUUUCAAAGGACUCUAAAAAUCCGGAAGAUACUUCUCGCGUGAAUCGGGAAAUGUACUCUAGAAAAAUUAGAGUUUUUCCAUAAUUGUUAAAAUAUUCCAGGAAGAGCCAAAAGUUCCUGUGAUUUAGUAAAAAUGUUCUUAAAAAAUCGAGCUGUCUGCACUCGAUUUUAUUUGUAUCAAAGCCUAAAAAAGUUACUUAAAUUUUCAGAGAUUUAAUAGAAAAUUUCUGAGAAGUUAGUACUUUAAUGUAGGAAACACCAUUGUUUCCUUGGAAAGCAAAAGUUUCUGGUUUGGAAGAUUUGAGAAUUUGCAAAAAUGAUUCGUGUGUCCACCCUGAGAUGGGAUAACAUCGACACAAUGAGUUAUUAUUAUACGGUCAUGUCUGUCGUUUGCGUGGAUGGAGCUACAACGGAAUUGUUGAGACACGUCUUGAUUUUUGCUCCUUCAAUUUUAAUGACUAUUUUAUAGCUAUAGCUAGUAUAGCUAAUAAAUAUGUUAAUACAAUAUCAAGAUAGCAAGCGUCUUUGAUAGAUCGUAUUUUUAAGAACUUCUUAUUUAUUUGUAAAUUUUUUCAAUUCUCGAGAUUAAAGUAUUUCAGUUUUUCUUUCUCUCUUCUAUUAGACUUCAGAUAAAAUAUUCCUAAAAUAAACUUACACUUUUAUUUAAUUGACUAAAAGUUGAUAAUGUCACUAUGUAAAUUUACAGUUAAAAUUCGAAACAGAUUGUCGAAAAUAUUUUUUUCUUUAUCAAAGAAUUUAAUAUUCUAAUUGGUAUUUUCUGUAAUAUUAAAAUGAAUGUAUUGCUCAUUAUAGCCACAUUGUACGUGUCAGCAAUAUCGUUGUUCUUCAUUACUGCUAUUCCAUCGUUGUGUCGAUAUUAAUCCAUCUUACUAUAUAUUUGUAUAUUCGAUCUCGAUAUCCGAUCUGCUUGUGUUUGUUCAUAUGAAUCAAUGUGGCGAAUAUCGGGCCCGUGUUCUCGCAUGCAUUUAACACUGAAUAUAGCCAUCCAAUUUCUCCUUGUCGAUCCUUAUAAUUAGCCUUAUUACGCAGUUCAACAAGAAAGGAUAAAAAAUGACAAAUUCAGAGAAGAAAAUUAUGGGAAUGAUUAAGUAUUUCUGGAUUUGACGAAGUCAAUUUUUCUUGAACUGUGUUAUUGUGCAACUUGGGCAUGCGUGAAUGAAACGUAGUUGCCAAGUAACAAUCGAUUCCAAAACGAACGAAAAAUAUCAAUGAUGAGCUUAGGCCAAUAUAGUUAAUAACUUAAGCUUAUGAUUAGGAUUAUGUAUGUUAUCUAUACACCAAGAUUGGCCACCAAUGAUUUCAGGCAUUCUUUAAAGAAAUAAUUUAUUACUACUAAAUUGUUAAUAAAUUAACGUUGCUAACAAUAAUAAUAUUAAGCUAAACGGCCUGGCGGCCAUUGAGACGUUAAUACUAACUGAUAUUACUUAGCAAAAUUUAUACUCGUCAAGACGCUUAUAAAUAAUGUGUAUAUCUACGCACUUAUUUAUAUGCAAUGGUUUUUUUACUGAUGACUCAUUCAGUUCAGUUCUUUAACUUUAAACUUUAAACUCUUUACAACUGAUAUCUAACGUUCCCUUCAGGUAUGCCUGGGAAAAGAGAAUUUGGAUGGAUGAGCAGCAAAUCGUAAUAGUAAGAUAAGAUUAGGACACGGGCGUUGGUGUCUUGAGAUGGUUCGAGAAUGGAUUGAUAACAUGCGUGGGGCGCCGGCCAAUUGUCGCCGCGACGUGACGGCGGUGACGGUUCAACGAGACCUCUCGGAACGAGAUAUGGAACACGAGACCAACAGUUUGACAAUUCAAUGACGCACAAUGACUCGCAAAACGCACUUCGUAAACACAAAUGUGAUUGUAGAGUCGAUAUAUUAUAACUGAAAUAGAAACAUACACGAUCACGAGUAUGCUAGGGAUGUGGCAUAAUUUAUGCAUUAAUAUUAGAAUUUUUGAGCAAGGGGUUCCACCGUCAAUAGCUGUAUUAGGGAACACGCAGAAGUAGAGGAUAAAGAUUUAAAGAUGCGAUAAAUUUACGCCCAAGUUAGAUUACGAGAGAGAAAUUGAUUUAACAUAAAGAUGUACAAAAUAUUAAAAAAAACUCCGUACAAAUUGUAUUCUUUCUUUUUUUUUACAGAUUUUUAAAACGCACUUCUUUCAGCAAACGAUUGAACUUUAUCCUUUUUAUAUUUUUAAUAAUUAUCUUACAAUUAGAUAUUACAUUGAAGAUAUAUUUGAGCACCAUCUACUUGAAUAAAACGAAAAACAAGUUGCUUCACUCACGAAAAAACAUUAAUUUCCAAUCGUUUGUAAGCUAAAUAUAAUUUUUCGAGCAUUUUACAUUUAUAAUUAUUCAAUUGAUGUAAUUAACGCGCGAAUAUAGAAUUUGGUUUAUUAAAACACAUUAACUUCGUAAGUACUCAAAUCUUGUUUCGAUUAGCUCUUUACGUCUUAUGUCUUGGAAACUGUACAAGCGUGUCUCCGAUUACAAGAUUAUCUGACAAGCGUGAUUAGUGUUUUAUGCGGUUUGAUACUGUCAUUAAAAUAUAGAAGUGCGUAGUGUAACGUGGAAAAUAGCCUUAGACCAAAGGAUCGUUAGGGGACCCCUAGAUCAGCGGACAAAGCCAGCGCGACUGAUUAAUGGACAAACAGAUGCUGUGAAUCAUUUAACGCUUGACUUUUUCAAGCCUCUAGUAGUAAACUUUCAUCAUGAUUAUAUAUUUAUUGAUCCAUGCUCGAACUAUUUUGUCAUUUAGGAGAAUAAAAUAUAAUUGCGGGGACUCAGAAAUCUCCUUUAGGACACGAAGAAUUGUUUUUAUCGUAUAACGCGUACUCCUCUUUUUACGUACAACAUAUGCGCUAGAUGUGCGUUGAAUUUAACCGAGAAUUUAAAGCAUCCUAAACGUAGCAGUGGUUUAGACUCUAAUGUGUUACCUUUUAUUUGUAGAUUUUAAAACGUGUAAAACAUAUGUCUCCGCCUUCGAUUUCGAUGGCUUCGAUUUCGAUCGGAUAUGUUAUGGAGCAAUUCAAAAUAAGAAAUACGUAUAUUUUUAUUAAAGUUUUUAUUAGUUCAAUUGCCUGUUUGCAGAUCAAUUUAAUUUUGAACGUCAAAACUGUAAGGUAUGUAAAGAAAAUAUCGAGAUGGAUGGUAUUCACAUCUCGUUAUAUGAUCAUAAAUAAUUUAUACAGAGUAUUAAAAACAGAAUCCUAAACUUGGAAAGAUAUGAUACUCAUUAAGGAAAAUUUAAAGAAUGAUUAUAGCUCGAAAAAUUAAUUAUAACAGAGAUAGAACCGAUUUCUUUUUUUUGGUAGUACAGACGACUCGCUCGAACCACAUGUCUUUUUUUUACAUAAAAUUGAUUUCUCUUUUUAUUCAUUUUGUAUAAAAAUAUUAAAAUAAUAUCACAUAAAGUUUGUUAUUAAUUCAGAAAGCAAUUUGCCAGUUUAGGCAGAAUAUUGACGUUAUUGUGUCACAUUAAGCUUAAUUGCGUUUUGUUAAUAGAGCGAAACCCACAUGGACAUGUAUUCCCAUGUCCAUGGAUUACCAACAGAAAUCGAGUAGAUUGUCAUUUCGUAACCAUUUAAGUUAAUUUUUCGAUCUAUACCGGUUGAGCAUUUUUGACUCCUUUACGAGUACUAUACCCCCAAAGUUUUGGACCCUCUUUCAACCUGUAUAAAUGGACGUUAAUAUUUUUAGCAGUAUUAUUAUUUUUCUUGAAAAAAUUUUCCAUAUAUUUUCUAUAGCAUAAAGAAAACGGGCUAAAUGGGAAAAUUUCCUCAACCAGAUGUUUAAAGUAUACUGCAGCUAUAUAUGAGUGUAGAAUGAGUUAAAACAGCCCCAUUUAGCGUUAAAUGUAUGUAUGCGCGUAUGUGUGUGAAUGACAUGUGAAUAUCAUAUAUGAAUAUGUAUAAGUACACAUAACACGAUUUGUCUCGUGCAUCAUUAGCUGAUAUUGUUAGAGAGUAAUUCUGAGUCCUAGCGAUAUUAUCGUAUAAUGUACAGUCUGUUUAUAAACGGCACGAUGCUAAAGAGGAGAGAAGUGAUUUAAAUAUUUAAAUCAAUUAACGCCAAGUAGCGAUAUAUUGAUCUCUCAAUUUGAAGAUUAUAUCAUUCGUUUUCUAUAACACGAACUGGGAAUUAGGGAAUUCCAAGAAUUCGAGUCAGCACCCGAGUGACAUACGUUAAAUUAAAUUAGCGAGUAGUUUUUUAACUUUUAGGUCUUUUACUCUUUCAAGUGUAACGUAAUUAAUGAUAACGUUAAUCUUACCACACGUUUUUCAAUUUGCGUGAUAAGCCGCUGGAUAUGUAGGAAGUGUCCAGACGUGUGUUUUACAUUUUCACCACACUGAAAUCAUAUUAAUCUUCAAUCUUCCUGAAAGGAUAAAUUUUCACGAAAAGUAGGUUUUUUUGUUUAAAGAAAAGCUGUUUAAAGAAAUUUUGCGUUUUUUGUACUUAACAUUCGGAGAUUGAUUACGGGAGUUACGAUUCGGACAAAAAUGGGCUGUAACGAAUCUAUUGGAUAUCUGUUAGUCGCUGUAUUUGAUGUUUUCGAAAAGCGAAAUUGUUCUGAAAACGAGAUUAACGGCAACUUUCAUAAACUCACGUGUGAUAUUGAGAAGUAAACUAUUUUUCUUGUUUCUUUAAUCUACUUUAGAGUUUUAUGACCAUGUUGCAGGAUUAGAUAGGAAUUAUUCGUUAAUAGAUGCUUGCCGUAUCAAGAGAAUAAGAGAGCCAAGGUCAAAUUGAAGAAUACGAUGCACUUUGCAAAUAUCCAACGACGCAUUUGCGAAAACGAGAGAGAGCAUGCGAUAUUUAGAUUUUCUUACAGAAUAACGAUAACCUACACCGUGUCUACUCCGUUAUUCUAUUUCAUUACAGAAUAAGCACUUUGCCUAUUCUCUGUAAAUGAUGAGGA